UUUAAACUGCACAGGCGGAUCAUGCGCUCUGUAAAGUCAUCGGCAAACUGCUGGGGGUGAUAAAGGUUUCGUUGUUUCUGCGAACGGAUUUUCUUCAUUGUACUCGAAAAACAUGGAUUGUGGAAUAAUCACUUCCAAAUCUAUUCUGCUGCUCCUCAGUCUCAUAUUUUGGGCUGCAGGGGCAGUUCUUGCCUAUGUAGGUUCCUAUGUAUUCACAAGCUAUAAAAAUUAUGAUCACUUUCUAGAGGAUAAGUACACUUUAUUACCAGCUGUGGUCAUCUUGGGAGUUGCGGUGGUGAUGUUCAUCAUUGGAAUUAUUGGCUGCAUUGCCACGUUAAAGGAGUCCACCUUUGGCCUGGGAUUUUUUUUUGUCAUCGUUUUCAUCAUCUUUGCUGCUGAAGUUGCUGCCUUUGUACUUGGAAUAGUUUACAGGGGAAAAGUGAAAGAUGACAUUGAGAAGUCCAUGACAGAAGUGUUCAACAAGUAUGAUGGCCAAAAUCCAGAAAGCCGUGCUGUAGAUUACUUGCAAGAGCAGGUCCAGUGCUGUGGAAUAUAUAACUACACUGACUGGCUGUCACUGCCAUGGCAUAAUGGCACCAGAAAUAAUACUGUGCCCCUAACCUGCUGUAAACACAAUGUUGCCAAUUGCACUGGAAGACUGGAUCAGCCAGAUGAUUUGUAUACUGAGGGCUGCGAGUCAAAAUUGGAACAUCUUUUACAAGAUGUUCUGAGUUAUGCAAUGCUGGUGAUCUUGGGAUUUGCCAUUGUCAAGUUUUUCGGCAUGCUGAGUGUUUGUGUCAUUAUGUGUCGGGGAAGACGACGAGAUGACUACCAGCCUUUAUAUGGAACAUAUGCUUAAUAAUUUUAAUAGCUUUCUUCAUGUGAAAUUUUGUCCUCCAACUCUUCUUUUUU
Molecule: messenger RNA, 912 nt
Organism: Polypterus senegalus (gray bichir)
Lineage: Eukaryota; Metazoa; Chordata; Cladistia; Polypteriformes; Polypteridae
Gene: tspan36
Product: tetraspanin 36
Exons: 7
Coding region: 113-859 (248 amino acids)
Biological process (GO): regulation of vascular endothelial growth factor signaling pathway; protein localization to plasma membrane; protein maturation
Cellular component (GO): membrane
Source: RefSeq, a predicted model, not a curated record